Messenger RNA from Hyphopichia burtonii NRRL Y-1933, 1479 nucleotides. Its product is annotated as serine/threonine protein kinase. The record is from RefSeq and is a predicted model, not a curated record. The annotation marks the transcript as partial. Gene Ontology annotation, molecular function: ATP binding; protein serine/threonine kinase activity. Gene Ontology annotation, biological process: autophagy; peptidyl-serine phosphorylation. NCBI's taxonomy places the organism in Eukaryota, Fungi, Ascomycota, Pichiomycetes, Serinales, Debaryomycetaceae. The transcript has a single exon. Gene Ontology annotation, cellular component: cytoplasm.
CUAAGCCUUGGAGAUCCGAUUAAACUAUCACCAUCACCAUCGAUUAUAUCGCCUACAAGAUUGAAUUUUGAUAAAAUCACCCAUUUACCAACACCAAUCAUUAAUAACGGUUCGUUUGGGUUUAAUUCCCCACCAAGAAAUCCAAAUAAUAUUGAAGUUUUGAAACGGAAUAAUUCCCCCAGUAUUGGGGUUGGAGUUAACUCCAAUAGAACUGUUAGUGAAUAUAAACCAACAACCGCCAAUAACUUAACCAGAAAGAAGUCGCUCUUGGGAGAGGGAACCGCGUCGAAAAGAAUCAGCUCAAAUCCAAUUACAUCUAGCGAUACCCAAAUACCUUCACCCCCCAAUGAUAUUUCAAUAGCUUCAAAAUAUGUGAAUUCAAUAUUUCAUUCGGUUCAUCAAAAUAAAUACUAUAAGUUCUCUGAAGAAAUUGGCAAUGGUAAUUUUAGUACGGUUAUUUGUGCUACAAAUACUGUUAAUGAAGCUGAAAAAAUUGCAAUUAAAAUUAUAUCAAUCCCAACAGUUAAUAAAAUCGAUAUCAAAAAUCAUAAAUCUUUUAUCAAAAGAGAAUUAAACAUUCUAUAUAAAUUAAACCAUCCGUGUUUAAUUCAUUUAAUUGACUAUAAUAUAAAUUUAUCAAUUAAAGAUGAUGAAAUUAUUAAUUCAACUUUUAUUCCAAGUGAUGAAGAUGAAAUUAAUGAUUUAGAUUAUCAUAACUUAAAAUUAAAUAACGAUCAAUUAUUUUUCUUAAAUUAUUGUGAUGGUGGUAAUUUAUUUCAAUUUUCUUUUGAUUAUUCAAAAUUUAAUUUUAAUAAUUUAAAUUAUUGGUUACUUUUGAAAAGAAUCAUUUGUGAAUCAAUCAUCGGUAUUGCUUAUCUCCAUGAUCAAAACAUCAUCCAUCGUGACAUCAAAUUAGAAAAUAUCUUACUAAAUUAUUCUUUUGACGAAUUAAUGAAUAUAUCCAAAGAUUUAAAUAAUUUCGAAAAUCCUUUGAUUUGUAUUACCGAUUUUGGUCUUCUGAAAAAAUUGCAUUCUUCCGAUGAAUUGCUUUCCACUCGUUGUGGCUCUCAAGAUUAUAUCUCUCCAGAAUUGUUAAUGGGUUUGAAAUACAAUGGGAAAUUAACCGAUUCUUGGUCAAUUGGGGUUCUUAUCUAUUCUCUAUUAGAAGAUCGGUUACCCUUUGAUUUACCCCCUUUGGAUCUUAUCUCUAACACCGGUGUAUCGCCCUCGGUCAUACAAAGAAAAAGAUUGAAAAAUAACCCUGCCCAUCGUAUUGCAAUGAUCGAUUGGGAUUGGUUCAAAACUAAUGAAUCUAACUUAUCCUCUUCUAAUAUCAACCCAGAAAUAAGAGAUAUCCUAUCCGAUUUGAAAAAAAUCGUUAAUGCCCUUCUUGUCAGAAAAGACCGCAGACCGGAACUUAGUCAUCUUCUAUCUUUAAAUGAAUUUUCCUGGAUCAAACAUUCACUUCCAACUCAUUUU